AUGAAUGCGAUCAACCAAAUGUCAUUAUCAUUUUGUUCAAGUUCUGGGUUUCAACAGUUCAUGGCUAUCAUCGAACCAAAUUAUUUAAUAUGUAAAGAAGGAGCUAUAAAACGAAGACUCAAAGCAUUUAAAUCGUCGGUUGAAGAACAAAUAAAAAAAGAAUUAAGAAAUGCCAAGAGUUGUACAUCUGACUGUUGGUCAUCAAUAUCUCUAGAAUCGUAUAUAACAGUUACUUCACAUUUUAUUGAUGACCAGUGGUGCCCAAAAUCUUACACUCUGACAACUCACCAAUUGGAGGACCGCCAUACAGCUCUCAAUCUAAGUAAUCAGUUGGAAACUACUUUUAGUAAAUGGGAAAUCGAACAAAAAGUUAUGGCAGUAGUUACUGAUAACGCAAAAAAUGUUUUGAAUGCUGUCAAUUUACUUACUAAUAUUACAGAAAAAAAUGACCGUACAUGUUCCGUGCAUACUUUACAACUUGCGAUUAACAAUGGUUUGAAAUAUGAUAAAAUAGAACAAUUAAUUCAAUUAAGUAAUAAAAUCGUUGGUCAUUUUAAACAUUCAAAUGUGGCCACUCAAUGUUUAAAGACUAAGCAAGAACAACUUGGUUUACCAACGGAAUGUUUAAUUCAAAGUUGUAAAACCAGAUGGAACUCCGUAUUCAUGAUGUUGGAUCGACUUUAUGAAAAUAGGUGUCCAGUAUCAAAUGUCUUUGCUGAUCGCACAGUUACUACAGCAGCAAUGGCACAAAAGUUCGAAGUAACCGAGAACCAAUGGGCAGCUAUAGAAACUAUAGUUAAAUUACUUAAGCCUCUACAAAUAAUUACAACUGUAUUUUGUGGUGAAAAGUAUUGUUCAAUUUCAAUGGUCAGGCCUCUCCUUAACAUUGUUAUAGAAAAGCAUUUACAGCCUCAGAUAAAUGACGAUGAAAUUGCUCAAAAUUUCAAAUACAUUGUAAUACAAGAAUUAAAAGACCGUUUCAAGUUAAACUGGAAUCCUUCUAGUGUUGCGUCUGCUCGACAAAUCGCAUCUUUUCUCGACCCAAAAUACAAAGAUUUAGAACAUGAUGCAGCAGAUGCAAGAGAAGAAAUUCGAACCCGAGUCAAGAGUUUGUUAGAUGAUAUAAGUGAACAUAAUGACGAUAUGCAAAUUCAAACAUCUGAGACAAAAAAUAGCUUCGGGGGACUUGCGUUUCUAUACGGUGAUAAGGGCAACUGUAAUACAGAUGAUUCUACAGUUCAAUUUAAAAAUUACUUGGCAGAACCACUAUUACGGUUUGAUUUUGAUGCAUUGGAAUGGUGGAAGACGCGUGCAACGAAGUAUCCAUUAAUGGUUGUUUUAGCUGUUAAGUAUUUAGGGAUACCAGCAACGUCAGUAAGUUCCGAACGGUGUUUCUCGACUGCUGGAAACAUUGUGACGGCUUAG
Messenger RNA from Rhopalosiphum padi (bird cherry-oat aphid), 1425 nucleotides. Its product is annotated as E3 SUMO-protein ligase ZBED1-like. Bases 1 to 1425 code for a protein of 474 amino acids. NCBI's taxonomy places the organism in Eukaryota, Metazoa, Arthropoda, Insecta, Hemiptera, Aphididae. Gene Ontology annotation, molecular function: protein dimerization activity. The record is from RefSeq and is a predicted model, not a curated record. The transcript has a single exon.